AUGGCUGGAUUGAUUGACCCGACCAUCGGGGGCAAGUAUCCCGUCAUUCUCGGUGAUGGGCUCCUAGGAAAGACGUCCAACGAUAUCUUCACCGGCAUUAGAUAUAACCACAAACCCGCCCUCUCUUCCGACGAAGCCCCCAACCACGCCCGCCUCAAGCCCUCGCUCCCCGGCAAAACCGACUCGUACGACCUAUCCUUCACCGACGACGACGGCGCAUAUGCCUACGCCGGCUCAAGAAACACCAGCAGCAACCAAUAUGUCCUGCACUUCGACCCAGAGCGCAAGGCCUUUAUCCUCGACAAGAUCGACUCCACAUUCAACAUGAACGUCACCCGCCUCCCUGGCAACUCCGAUCCAGCUCGCCUAAGUCGCCAGUAUCCUCACCUCGACAGCAAACCAGCCCCAGCACCAGCACCAUCACAGGCCCAACGAGCGGGUGCCAAAAAGACCACCACCUCAAAAUCCACCAGUGCUAAAUCGCAACCCAAAGAACCCAAGCGGAAGCCGGAAAAGAAGCAACAAGCCAAAGAGGUGGCGCUCUCGUUCCCCGAACCACAAAAGGAGAAGCCCAAGCCCAAACGCAAUUCCUUUGAUGAAGAGGAGGAAGAUGAGGACGAUGACGGGGGUCUGCUCAUCGAGUAUCCUGGUGCGGAUACGACUGCGAAGCAAACUGAUUUCUCGCCGGCGUUUCCGCCCCCAAGGCGGUUCGACGACUUUAUGGAUCAGCGGGACUCGGAGGCAGAUGAUGCGGAUGGGGAGAGUGACGAUGAGCCAGACAUGGACUUUAAGCUACCUAGUCCGGUAAAUCAUCAUCGCCCGGAUCCCAUGGAGGAGGAUGCUCCGGAGCAAGGGCACGAUGAAGGCGAGGCGGAUGACAUGGAGGAUGAUUUGGAGAAGGAAAUGGAGGAGGCGUUUGAGGAUAUGGCGAACAGCCAGGAGGAGACGCCGCAUGGGGGGGAUGAGAGUGAGAUUAGUGAAGAGGACUAG
Messenger RNA from Pochonia chlamydosporia 170, 990 nucleotides. RefSeq names its product ELL-associated factor. The record is from RefSeq and is a predicted model, not a curated record. The coding region runs from base 1 to 990 and encodes 329 amino acids. The transcript has 2 exons. NCBI's taxonomy places the organism in Eukaryota, Fungi, Ascomycota, Sordariomycetes, Hypocreales, Clavicipitaceae.